CGUAUGCGUAGUAAUUUUAAGAAUCCUGAUGAUCCAUCAGAUGGUUCAGAGAUUGACGAAGUCACCGACGCUGUACUGGAAGAUGAUGUCGAGUUAAUGAUCAAUGCACGUGGUGUAGAUUGGAGUGAUGAUGACGAUGAUAUUGAAGACGCUGCAGAGGGUGAUCCUGCCUAUGAUAUCGGCGAUGAAGAUACCGAUAGUGAUGAUAGUUCGGGAUUUGAUCCAAUGGCCACAGAUUCGGAUGAUUCCAUGAGUGAUGGUGAAACUGGCGGUGCGGCGGCGGGAAGUAGUUCCACAACCAACAAAACUUCAAAUCGUAAUGAGGAUGAAGGUGGUGGCGGUGGUGGUGAGGAUGAAGAACCCAGAUCUUCUGUCCUAGAAUUAGAUGAAAACGAGGAGGACGAUGAAACAGUCAAAGCCAUAAUUGCAGCCAUUAAAAAGCCGCGAACCUCUCCCCCCGAAAUAAAACUAGAAGACUUUGUUACCGACAUCUGUUUUCACCCGGAGCGGGAUAUUAUUGCCAUUGCCACUAUCACCGGUGAUGUGGCAUUGUACGAGUAUUCCAAUGAUGGCAAUAAACAUCUGCGAACCAUUGAGGUACAUGCCAAGGCUUGUCGUGAUGUUGAAUUUUCCACAGAUGGCCGUAAUGUGUUGACCUGUUCCAAAGAUAAAUCCAUUAUGAUUACGGACAUGGAAACGGAAAAACUAAAGAAAUUCUAUGAAAGUGCCCACGAUGAGCCCAUCAAUAAGCUGCAUGUUAUUGACGAAAACAUAUUUGCCACUGGAGAUGAUAGUGGCACGGUGAAAUUGUGGGAUUUAAGAACCAAAAAUGAAAUAUUUGCCCUGAAAGAGGUGGAAGACUACGUUACCCAAAUGCUUACCAAUGAGUCGGGCAAAUUAUUACUGGUCACCAGUGGUGAUGGUUAUUUGACGACAAUAAAUAUUGGUGCCCGCAAGCUAUAUGUACAAUCAGAACCCUACGAGGAGGAACUUACCUGCAUGGGUACCUAUAGAGGCGAUUCAAAAUUGGUUGUGGGUACAUCAAAGGGUAAUUUGUACACCUUUAAUUGGGGACAAUUUGGUUAUCACAGCGAUAAAUUUCCCGGUGUCAAAUCUUCAAUGUCCGAAAUGAUACCCAUCACGGAUCGCAUUGCCUGUGUCGCCGGUGAAGAGGGUAUAAUACGGGCUGUACAUAUUGCACCAUUCAGGAAUCUGGGUAUUGUCGGUCAGCACAGUAUGCCCGUUGAAUCGUUGGAUGUCAGCAACUCAGGAGAGCUUAUAGCCUCGUCAUCACACAAUAAUGAUGUACGCUUUUGGAACGUGAAAUAUUUCGAAGAAUUCGGUGAUAUUAAAUACAAUGAGAAACACAACAGCUACAAGGAGAAACGACACAAUCUACCAUCGUCAAAGUUUUCAAAUGCAUCGGAUUUCUUUUCCGAUUUGGCCAAGGAGGAUAAUGGUGGUGAUGAAUAG
This is a messenger RNA of Musca vetustissima, 1473 nucleotides long. Its product is annotated as WD repeat-containing protein 55 homolog. Lineage: Eukaryota; Metazoa; Arthropoda; Insecta; Diptera; Muscidae. Bases 4 to 1473 code for a protein of 489 amino acids. Gene Ontology annotation, molecular function: protein binding. The record is from RefSeq and is a predicted model, not a curated record. The transcript has 3 exons.